Messenger RNA from Oncorhynchus tshawytscha (Chinook salmon), 1721 nucleotides. RefSeq names its product WD repeat-containing protein 19-like. The record is from RefSeq and is a predicted model, not a curated record. Gene Ontology annotation, biological process: cilium assembly; intraciliary retrograde transport. Gene Ontology annotation, molecular function: protein binding. Gene Ontology annotation, cellular component: cilium; intraciliary transport particle A. NCBI's taxonomy places the organism in Eukaryota, Metazoa, Chordata, Actinopteri, Salmoniformes, Salmonidae.
AUACUGGAGAACAUGAAGCAGUUCUCUGAAGCAGCCCAGCUGUAUGAGAAGGGGCAGUACUAUGACAAGGCUGCCUCAGUCUACAUACGCUGCAAGAACUGGUCUAAAGUAGGAGAGUUACUUCCUCAGGUCUCCUCUCCUAAGAUCCACCUGCAGUACGCCAAGGCCAAGGAGGUGGACGGCAAGUUUAAGGAGGCUGCCCAGGCCUAUGAGAGUGCCAGGGACUGGGACAACGUGAUCCGGGUGUUGCUGGAUCACCUCAACAACCCUGAAGACGCCGUCCGCAUUGUCAGGGAGACGCAGAGCAUCGACGGGGCCAAGAUGGUUGCCAGGUUCUUCCUGCGUCUAAGUGACUACGGCUCAGCCAUCCAGUUCCUGGUGUUGUCCCACUGUAACGACGAGGCCUUCCAGCUGGCACAGCAACACGGGCAGAUGGACAGCUACGCUGACAUCAUCAGCUCUGAGGCCACCCAGGAGGACUACCAGAGUAUGGCUCUCUACUUCCAGGGGGAGAACAAACACCUGCAGGCUGGGAGGUUCUUCCACAAGUGUGGCCAGUACAGCAAAGGCCUGAAGCACUUCCUGAAAUGUCCCAACACCGAUGACAACCUGGCCAUCGAGAUGGCUAUAGAGACGGUGGGCCAAGCCAAGGAUGAGUCUUUGACCAAUCAGCUGAUUGAUUACCUGAUGGGGGAAAGUGACGGCAUGCCCAAGGAUGCCAAGUACCUGUUCCGUCUCUACAUGGGCCUGCUGCAGUACAGAGAGGCAGCAUGUACUGCCAUCAUCAUCGCUAGAGAGGAGCAGUCUGCAGGGAACUACCGUACCGCCCAUGACGUGCUGUUCAGUAUGUACACUGAACUGCAGACACAGAAGAUCAGAAUCCCUGCUGAGAUGAACACCAACCUCAUGAUCCUCCACUCAUACAUACUGGUUAAGAUCCAUGUGAAGAGAGGGGAGCAUCUGAAAGCAGCUCGCAUGCUCAUCAGAGUUUCCAACAACAUCAGCAAAUUCCCCUCCCACAUCGUACCCAUCCUGACGUCAGCGGUGAUAGAGUGUCACCGGGCCGGUCUGAGGAACUCUUCGUUCAGCUUCGCCGCCAUGCUGAUGAGGCCAGAGUACCGUCACAAGAUCGACCCCAAGUACCGCAAGAAGAUAGAGGCUAUGGUCCGUCGUCCAGACACCAGUGAGAUAGAAGAGGAGACCACUCCUUGUCCAUAUUGUGGUUUCACACUGCCCCAGUGUGAACUGAUCUGUCCUGGCUGCAAGAACAACCUGCCCUACUGCAUCGCCACGGGUCAUCACAUGCUGAAAGAGGAUUGGUCAGUUUGUCCUCACUGUGAAUUCCCUGCUCUCUACUCCCAGCUCAUCCUGCUGUUGGAGACAGAUAGUGUGUGUCCCAUGUGUUCCGAGACUCUGAAUGUGAACCAGGUGGAGAAGAUGGAUGACUGUUCCAGCUUCCUGCAGCCUGACCAAUCAGAGCACUGAUAUAGAGAUCUGUGGUGAUGAGGACUGCUGCUGGGGGGAGGACGGAUCGUCAUAAUGUCUGGAACGGAACAAUGGAAGCCAUGUGUUUAAUUACCUUCACACUCAUUCCUCUCAGGACAUUACCACGAGCCCGUCCUCCCGGAUUAAGGAGCUACCAACCUCCUGUGAUAGGGGAACGGGAGCCAGGGACAUAAUCCACUCCUCCAUGUUUCUCUACCACCUGUUAAACUGUUGAU